CACAUUGCCACUGGUACUGCUGGAUCUCUCCUCUCAUUCUGAUCCAAUCUUUCCGCAUGUCAAAUCCAUCAUCAACGUUUCAUUCCAUUUCCAAAUUCCAGCUACAGCGCCAGAUUAUGGUCUGAUUCAAAUAAACUGAUCAGCAUACAAUAGUGGUCUUUACACUCAACAGUGAAGCUGUGUGAUGGUAAGAUACGGAAAUUGAGCGAUGCUUUGAGAUACUGACAUGUUGCCUUCAAUCUAGAUGAAGACAACUCGUGCAUGGCAGCUAGGUGUAAAAGAUUUUCUAAUCAUGUCUGGUUCAAGACAGCGUCCGCAUCUGAAGAGGCCAGUGUGGAUUAUUGUAUUGGUAACUUUUGUCAUCAUAUUCUUGGUUACUGCCUAUGUCUACCCGCCAACAAGUUCGGCAGCCUGCUAUAUCUUUUCAUCUAGAGAUUGUACUUUGUACAACCGGCCACCAGCAUUUCCUUCUAGGGAAUUAAGUGACGAUGAGACAAUAUCUCAUGUUGUAAUUAGGGAAAUCCUCAAGACACCUCCUAUCCAAUCAAAGAAUUCAAAAAUUGCUUUCCUGUUUUUGACUCUAGGGACACUACCUUUUGAGCCACUGUGGGAUAUGUUCUUUCGUGGCCACGAGGACAGAUUCUCUGUUUACGUACAUGCUUCCAGAGAAAAGCCAGUACACAAGAGUCAUUAUUUUAUUGGUCGAGACAUUCACAGUGAAACAGUGGUUUGGGGAAAAAUUUCCAUGGUUGAUGCUGAGAGGAGACUGUUGGCGCAUUCACUUUUAGACCCUGAUAACCAGCAUUUUGUGUUGCUGUCAGAAAGUUGCGUACCACUACACAACUUUGACUAUGUCUACAACUAUCUGAUGCUCACUAAUGUCAGCUUUAUUGACUGUUUUACGGAUCUUGGUCCGCAUGGAACUGGGAGGUAUUCGGAGCAUAUGAUGCCCGAAGUUGAAAAGAACAAUUUCCGAAAAGGUUCACAGUGGUUCUCCAUGAAGCGGCAGCAUGCUAUAAUAGUUAUGGCUGACAGCCUAUAUUACACAAAAUUUAGGCUUUACUGCAAGCCAAAUAUGGAUGGACGCAAUUGCUAUGCAGACGAGCAUUACUUGCCAACCUUUUUUAAUAUGAUUGAUCCUGGUGGAAUCGCAAAUAGAUCAGUAACAUAUGUUGAUUGGUCUGAGGGGAAGUGGCAUCCCAGAUCAUUUAGGGCUCAAGAUAUUACAUUUGAGUUCCUCAAGAACCUUACGUCCAUGGAAGACAGCAUACAUUUCACAAGUGAUCCAAAGAGGAGAGUGAUAACUGGGCCAUGCUUGUGGAAUACAAUGAAGCGACCUUGUUAUUUAUUCGCAAGAAAGUUUUAUCCAGAAACCUUGGACAGAUUGAUGAUCCAUUUCUCUAAUUAUACUACGGUGUAAUGGGAUCAAUUUCUUUCAGCCACGCUUCCCAUUGUUAUUUAAACGAAAUUCCCGAAUGGUAAUUUUAUAUUGAAAUUAUAUCUAUUGAUAGAUACUGUUUUGUUUUGCCAGAAUCCAUUGAUAUUGAAAUUGUUCACAUGCUCACGUUUUAAUGUUCUGGCAACUCUUUGUUUUUUUUUUUUAAAUUAUUCAUUAAUCAUCACAUUAAUUAAGAUAUGUUCUUCAUAAAUUGGGUAUUAAUUAAUACGAU
This is a messenger RNA of Durio zibethinus, 1670 nucleotides long. Its product is annotated as glycosyltransferase BC10-like. Gene Ontology annotation, molecular function: glycosyltransferase activity. The record is from RefSeq and is a predicted model, not a curated record. Gene Ontology annotation, cellular component: membrane. NCBI's taxonomy places the organism in Eukaryota, Viridiplantae, Streptophyta, Magnoliopsida, Malvales, Malvaceae.